UGGCUGCAGCCACCCGCAGACCUCUACUGGUGGAGAAAGAUGAAAGCGCUAGCGGCAGAUCCAAAAGGAGACGAUACCUAGGCGGAAACGACUUUCGAAAAUAACAUAUAAGCUAAUGCUAGAUCCAUUUGGAUGCGUCAGUCGCUUGGAGACAGUUGCUGUGAUUCGUUGAACAUGUUCAGAUUGGCUUUAUCGAUUCUAGUGGUUACCCUAGUGACGAGAGAAUGUCUAGGACAAAAUUUACUGGCCGCCUACAACGUGUGUCGAACGGAGUACAACGUCGACAUGGAUACCUACAAUGCCAUUAGGAAUGGGGAUUUUUCCAUUCGAACUCCGUUUAUUGAGUGCUUCGGCGAUUGCCUGGUGAAGAAGGCAGGAUUCAUGAAUGAUGAUUUGAGUUUCAACAAGGACGUCAUUGUGAAGUUCGUGAGCCGUUUCAUCAAGCCAGAAGAUUCAGAGUCGGUGUAUAACCAGUGCACGGCCGAUGUGGCACCAGUACUCUGUGCGACUGCAUUUGAUGUCUACCAGUGUAUUUACGAAAACGCACUCUCCAAGUGGGGAACUAAGCGAAAUGGAAAAUGAUAAAUCUGAAUAAGUUCGAUGAAUAAAAUUUUUGCGACGUGCUUCGCCAGAUCAAA
Molecule: messenger RNA, 638 nt
Organism: Aedes albopictus (Asian tiger mosquito)
Lineage: Eukaryota; Metazoa; Arthropoda; Insecta; Diptera; Culicidae
Product: general odorant-binding protein 56d
Exons: 3
Coding region: 133-582 (149 amino acids)
Molecular function (GO): odorant binding
Source: RefSeq, a predicted model, not a curated record